GCCAGAGAGGGAGCCGCCGUGCAGUUAUGUGGCACAUUGUUUCCACUGCUCCGAUGCGAAACGCCGUUUCACGUUUGCUCAUCCAUCAAAAGCAUCCAGCCACAGUAUUGGCAACAAGCCUCCCCCGAAAUUAUGGCCGGGGGCGACAUUGGAACAAUUUUUUGGCGAAAAUGUUUGGCAAAUAUUUGGCCGUUACGAAUAUUGUGGGGUCCGGACUUCUGCUGGUGGCCGGCGACGCAGUCACACAACAAUAUGAAAGAGCCGUUCAUAAGAGAUUGUUCGACUUUCACCGUUCGGGAUGCAUGUUCCUAACGGGUUUGGCUGUUGGCCCAGUGCAGCAUGCAUUCUAUAGUCACCUAGAUGAAUACCUGCCGGAUUCGAAACGUAUUACUGCAGUGAAGAAGAUCUUUUUCGAUCAGAUGUUCAUGUCGCCAACAUAUAUAUUUCUGUUCUUCUAUGUAUCCAGCCUGCUGGAGGGCAAAACAAUCAGGGAGUCUAAUGCAGAAAUUCGCGAGAAAUUCCUAUACACCUGGAUGAUCGACUGUUUGAUCUGGCCAGCAGUACAGUACCUGAAUUUUCGCUUUCUCAAUCCCAGGCAUCGUGUGGUCUUCAUAAACGUGACCAACUGUAUGUACAUAGUCCUGCUCUCUUAUAUAAAGCACGAUUGGGCCCUCCAUAAUCAAAAUCCUGAAAUAAAAGAAAAAUCCGACUAGAAUCCAUA
Drosophila pseudoobscura is the source of this 721-nucleotide messenger RNA. RefSeq names its product mpv17-like protein 2. The transcript has a single exon. The record is from RefSeq and is a predicted model, not a curated record. Lineage: Eukaryota; Metazoa; Arthropoda; Insecta; Diptera; Drosophilidae. Gene Ontology annotation, biological process: cellular response to reactive oxygen species; mitochondrial ribosome assembly. Gene Ontology annotation, cellular component: mitochondrion; cytoplasm; membrane. Bases 27 to 713 code for a protein of 228 amino acids.